Molecule: messenger RNA, 1696 nt
Organism: Syngnathus acus (greater pipefish)
Lineage: Eukaryota; Metazoa; Chordata; Actinopteri; Syngnathiformes; Syngnathidae
Gene: lancl1
Product: LanC antibiotic synthetase component C-like 1 (bacterial)
Exons: 10
Coding region: 226-1440 (404 amino acids)
Biological process (GO): peptide modification; carbohydrate metabolic process
Cellular component (GO): plasma membrane
Source: RefSeq, a predicted model, not a curated record
UCCAAUCUACUCUGGGUUCCGUAGACAAGGAAGAUCGGACAUAAACAUAAACAUUUCCUGAUACACCGUGGUAUCAAAUAAAUUUUCUGUGCAAGUACAGUAUAUCGAUUGCGUUGAAAAUAUUGAAUCGCUUUAAUUUCUUCUUAAAACCGAGUUAUUGUGCAUGUUUUACGUUUCUUAGCGUGGCGCUUUUGCGGCAUUAGCGUGUAGCAUAUUGAAAGAGAAAUGGACACGAGAGCCUUGAAGAAUCCCUAUCCUGACUAUACCCCAGAGCACACGCAGUCGCUUUUUGACUCCCAUGGCAAGUUGACGUCUGCGUUUGCUAAGCGCUUAAGCAGCAAGAUCGACGAGCUUUUGGCUGUCAUGGAGAACGGGCUCAAGGCUGCCGACCCAAAAGAUUGCACCACUUACACAGGAUGGGCAGGCAUUGCAUUGCUCUACCUGCACAUCCACCGUAUCUUCAAACAACCAGCAUUCCUCCAGAAGGCGCUGGAACACAUCAGCCGCAGUCUGAAGUACCUGACUCGCCGCCAUGAUGUCACUUUCCUUUGUGGUGACGCGGGGCCGCUAGCUGUGGCGGCUGUCAUCUACCACCAACUGCAAAUGCCAGGAGAGGCCGACGAAUGCAUCAGCAGGCUGCUGCAGUAUCACGAGACAGUUAUGAAAGGUUCCGGCGGGUUGCCUGACGAGCUCCUCUACGGUCGGGUGGGUUACCUCUAUUCUCUCGUCUUUGUCAACCAGCAGCUCGGUACGGACAGAAUUCCCUUGCAGCACAUCCGGCAGAUCAGUGAGGCCAUCCUGGCAUCAGGCGAGCGCCUCAGUAAGAAGUGUCGUGUCCAGGAUCAAAGCCCCCUGAUGUACGAGUGGUACAAUGAACGAUAUGUCGGCGCCGCCCACGGAUUGGCCGGCAUCUAUUACUUCCUCAUGCAGGCUGGGUUUGUCGCGGCUGAGGAGAACGUUGGCAGGAUGGUCAAACCCAGCGUGGACUAUGUCCGCCAUCUCAAGUUCCCCUCUGGGAACUACCCUCCCUGUAUCGGAGAUGAUCGUGACCUGCUGGUGCACUGGUGUCACGGAUCCCCGGGCGUCAUCUACAUGCUCCUGCAGGCGCAUAAGGUGUUUGGUGAGUCUCCGUACCUGGAGGAUGCCCUGCAGUGUGGCGAGGUUGUGUGGCGCUGGGGAUUGCUGAAGAAAGGCUACGGCUUGUGUCACGGCGCGGCAGGCAAUGCGUACACCUUCCUGGCUCUGUACCGUCACACGCAGGACCCCAAGCACCUUUACCGAGCCUGCAUGUUUGCAGAUUGGUGUAUGAACUAUGGCUCACAUGGCUGCAGGACACCAGAUACCCCCUUCUCACUUUUUGAAGGCAUGGCAGGUACCAUCUACUUUUUGGCCGACCUCCUGCAGCCAACGCAAGCACGGUUCCCAGCCUUCGAGGUUUGAUUGAUUUGCCCCCCCCCCCCCCCCCCACACAACCUCAAGCCAACAGGUUGAUGUCCAACAAGACCAGAUGUGUCAUUGCAACUCACUUUCCUUCCAUUAAAAAAAUCACCUCAUCAUAGUCCAAACAAAAAUUAUAUAUUGCUCUUUAUUAUUUUUGGGGCUAACAGUUUGGGUGGACUAACCAUUUAGUAUUCAUGCUGUCAUAAAUGGAUCCUUUGCACUGUCUGAGUAAUAAAUAAGUGAUUUCUCACAGCAA